Messenger RNA from Manihot esculenta (cassava), 1907 nucleotides. RefSeq names its product dof zinc finger protein DOF1.4. Lineage: Eukaryota; Viridiplantae; Streptophyta; Magnoliopsida; Malpighiales; Euphorbiaceae. The transcript has 2 exons. The record is from RefSeq and is a predicted model, not a curated record. Gene Ontology annotation, molecular function: DNA-binding transcription factor activity; DNA binding. Bases 75 to 1250 code for a protein of 391 amino acids. Gene Ontology annotation, biological process: regulation of DNA-templated transcription.
AAUUCCUUUUCUAGGACCAGAAGAGUGAAGACCCAUCACGUGAAAUUUUGAUUAAUAAAUCACACUCUCUUUUUAUGCUAAUCCUUCUCUAUCACAAUCUCCCAAAGUUUCUACUUUCUACCCCAUCAAAGAGAGAGGCUCACGUCGCCACCUGCUCUUUGUCUGUAUACUCGUUGUUUCGACGGAUUCCAUUGUGGGAGGAAAUGUUGGGAAACUGUGAGAAGAUGGUUGUCAUCUCUCCAACUACUAACGAAUGGCCACAGAAUCAGAUAGAUGAGAAAAGCUUGAUGCCAUCGACAAGUAAACUAAUGGAGAAACGGGGCCAAGAACUAUCACAACCACAACACCAGCAGCAGCAGCCACAACAAGCUCUCAAGUGUCCCCGCUGUGACUCCUCUAACACCAAGUUCUGUUAUUACAACAACUACAGCUUGUCACAGCCCAGGCACUUUUGCAAGGCUUGCAAGCGUUACUGGACCAGAGGUGGAACCUUGAGGAAUGUUCCUGUUGGAGGUGGUUGCAGAAAGAACAAGCGUGUGAAGAGACCUAACCCUGCUGUUGAAGGAGCUACUUCUGUUUCUGGUGCUAACCCUAACCUUCCUUCUCAAACGCAAAUCGAUAUUUCUUCAACUUCAAAUCACAUCAAUCCUUUGUUUUAUGGGUUACCCACUAACCCAUCUGAGAUGAAUCUCCCAUUUACUGGAAGGUUCAAUUCAAGAGUCUCAUCAAGUGUGGAUACUGUUUCAGUUUCUGGGUAUGAUCUCCAACCUCAGUUGAAUGCUCUCGCUUUAGGGUUUUCAUCAGGAAUCAUGUCUAAUGAAGCUAAUGGGUUUAAUCCUGCCAAGCAAAUCCAAGAUGUGGUCACUUCAAGUUCACUACUUUCAAGAUCCAUCUUUGGUUCCUCUUCUUCCACCAUGACUUCUCCAACCAUGGCUACUUUGCUUGCCUCUAACCUACAUCAGCAGAAGUUCGAUAUCAAAGAUUUUAGAGCUCCUAACCACUUUCAGACUUUAACACCUUUCGAGGACCUGCAAAUGAGUGGCAAUUUUGAAUCCGGGAUCUCUAUGAAAGGAGUGAAAAUUGAACAAGACAAAAGCAGGUUGGAGUGGAAUAUGCCAUGCCAGAAUCAGAUGGAGCAAAUUGGCUUCUCAUCAUCAGAUCCUUCGAUUUAUUGGAACGCAGCCACAAGCACUGUCGGAGCAUGGCAUGAUCCACCGAAUAUCGGGUCCUCAAUCACUCCUCUGAUCUAGCACAAAAAACCACUUUCUUCCAAUUCAUCCCCUUUUUUUUUUUCCUUUUCCCUUCAGCAAUGGUCUCUUCAGCUUAGGUUUUCUUUUCUCUAUCACUUAUAUCUGUAGUUGAGUUCAUGGGAUUCACAUAUCGAAAAAUGCAAAAAAAAAAAAAAAAGAGUAAAGUUGGGUAUUAAAGCAAAUUAAAGAUGAGAGGAGCUUGGAUCGGAGAGAUCAUGUCAGCUGCAAGAAAAUCAGCCUACUAGUUUUAUUUCCAAAGGUUGAGAUCCUUAUUUGCGCUGAGAGGAACCUCGGAUCCUCUUCCAUCUCAUCAACUACUCAGCUACUAUCACCAUCACCAUCAUCAUCAUCAUCAUCAUCACAGUGUUGAAGAAAAGGAUCAACUAUUUGGUGCAACUUUCUUGUAUCAGUAAGUUGAUCUAAUUAAUUACUUAAUUUGUAUGUAUAUAUAUGCAUGACAUCUACUUCUUUCUUUCUAAUCUACUUGUUACAAUCCUCUAGAUGGAGGCACUGAUGAUUUUUUUUCUGCUUUUAAACUUUGUUUUCCCUUUGAAUACUUGCUUUUGUGUUCUGAGGAUAAAGGGAUUGGAUUUGGGUAUUCUCGUUUCUGUGUUUACCAUUGGAUCUUUGGUUAUAAUAUCUGCUGUGUUGUUGGAA